GUUAGAGAAGUGGACCACCUGAAAAUAGUGAAUGUGUCCAGGAUGUGGUAUUAUCAGUCGAGACUACUAGUGCCCAGUAGUGGAAACAUAGUCAUGCUGACUCCUUGGCUGGCCCCCAUUGUGUGGGACGGGACUUUCCAAAUUGAAAUCCUGAACCAGCAAUUCCGACUCCAGAAUGUCUCCAUUGGGUUAGUUGUGUUUGCCACUGGAGAAUAUGUAGGCUUCCUUAACGUGUUCCUGGAGACCGCUGAGACAUACUUCAUGCAGGGACACAGGGUGAAGUACUAUGUUUUCACUGAUCAGCCAGCUAGUGUGCCAGUCCUGAAGCUCAAUAAGGGAAGGCAGAUGGUAAUUCUGGAAGCCCAGGGCUCUGCCCACCCCCUGAACACAUGCAUCUACAGAAUGCAGGUGAUCAGCCAUUUUUCCCAGCGGCGCUUUGCGAAGGAGGUGGAUUACCUGGUCUGUGCGCACGUGAACAUAAUUUUCUGCCACAGCGUGGGUGUGGAGAUCCUGUCUUCCUUGUUUGGCACACUACAUCAACAGUUCUUUGGAUUACCAAGGGAAUUGUUGGCCUAUGAAAGGCAGCCUCACUCACAGGCCUACAUUUCUAAGGACGAGGGAGACUUUUACUACUCCAGGGCUUUCUUUGGGGGGAAGGUACUAGAGGUUUACAGGCUCACCAAGUUUUGUUACCAGGCAAUGAUGAUGGACCAAGACGAUCACAUCCAGGUCUUGCAGCAUGAUGAAAGCUACUUGAAUAAGUAUCUCCUUUACAACAAGCCGACCAAGGUCCUCUCUCCUGAGUACAUGUGGGAUAAGGAACUUCUGAAUAGACAGAGUUUUCAAGAAAUGUUGCCAAAUGGGGAAAUACUUGUAAGAAUCAGCAAAUAUCCCUGGAGUAAUGCUGUCCAAGACUUCCUGAGAGAUCCCAGACAGGGUCAGUGA
Molecule: messenger RNA, 945 nt
Organism: Onychomys torridus (southern grasshopper mouse)
Lineage: Eukaryota; Metazoa; Chordata; Mammalia; Rodentia; Cricetidae
Product: histo-blood group ABO system transferase-like
Exons: 1
Coding region: 43-945 (300 amino acids)
Biological process (GO): carbohydrate metabolic process
Cellular component (GO): Golgi apparatus; membrane; vesicle
Molecular function (GO): glycoprotein-fucosylgalactoside alpha-N-acetylgalactosaminyltransferase activity
Source: RefSeq, a predicted model, not a curated record